This is a messenger RNA of Pieris macdunnoughi, 1167 nucleotides long. Lineage: Eukaryota; Metazoa; Arthropoda; Insecta; Lepidoptera; Pieridae. The record is from the annotation of a GenBank genome assembly.
AUGAAAUUGGCAAAUUUUAUUUUAUUAUUGGCAACAUUUGUGACUUGUCAGUGCUUUAGUGAAAGGGAAAAUAAUUUUUCAACUGAAUUUUUAUAUUUUACUCAAAGUGAAACCGCUGGUCACGCAGCGGUGUCUCCUUAUGGUGUUUGGAAUAUGUUGAGUCUCGUGAAAUUUCUUACCGCGGGAAACACGAAGACCCAACUGCAGCGAGCGCUCUUUCUCCCAAAGAGUUGUAUAGAGUCGAUUUAUGGCUUGAAAAACUUGAGCGACGUUAUUCUAGGAUCAAACUCCGGAAAUACUACCGUAUUUAGCCGAAAUUAUAUGGUAAUAGACCAAAAUGUAAGAUUAAAUUAUAUGGAUUUCGAAGAGAAAGCUAAAAUUAUUGGCAUGAAUAUUAUAUCACUCGAUCUAAAUGAGCGAGACACGGCUGUAAUAGUUGCAAAUAGAAUUAUGUUUGAUGAAGGACAGGAAUUUUCAGUUAAAGUACCAGAAGUUAUUCAAAUAGAUGAAAUUCAUCCCAAUGGGAUAACGUUAGCGAAUGUAAAUAGGUUCCAACACAUUUGGAGAAACAAAUUCACGAGUGUCAAAGUUGAAAACUUUUAUGAUGCGAACAACCGCCAAAUUGGUAAAGUGAAUAUGAUGUUUCAAAAAGUUAAUGCAGCGUGUGCACAGAUUACACCACUGAAAUCACAAGUAUUAGAAUUGCCGUAUGGAACCGACGGUAAAUAUGCCAUGCUGUUGAUAAAGCCAUGGCCAAAGACAAAGGUGAACGAUGUCUUUCAGAAGAUGACGACAUUCACGUAUGGACAAAUACUAAAUAUAUUAAAUAUGCAGCCACCUACAGUUGUUUACGUAAAACUACCGAAAUUCGAAAUAAACACAAAUUACGCCCUAAAUGUACCGCUUAACAAAAUGGGUGUGUUUGAUUUGUUUGAGAAGAAGUUUUCAGAGUUCUACGGUGUUCCUAGGAAUAGUUUGUUUGUUCCGGCUAUCGUACAACAUGUGUCUAUGGAGGUAAAUGAAGUUGGUUUACAUAGAGAUAUGGUACAACGGGGUAAGAGGGCGGUGGCGUUCUACGCUUAUAGGCCCUUUUUGUAUUUUGUCAUUGAAAAGACUACAGAUACAAUUGUUUUAAGCGGAGUCUAUUCGAAGCCAACGGUUUACUAA